This is a messenger RNA of Loxodonta africana (African savanna elephant), 4733 nucleotides long. It is a transcript of the gene BMF, whose product is annotated as Bcl2 modifying factor. Gene Ontology annotation, biological process: negative regulation of autophagy; apoptotic process; positive regulation of apoptotic process. The transcript is spliced from 5 exons. Gene Ontology annotation, cellular component: myosin complex. Bases 231 to 785 code for a protein of 184 amino acids. NCBI's taxonomy places the organism in Eukaryota, Metazoa, Chordata, Mammalia, Proboscidea, Elephantidae. The record is from RefSeq and is a predicted model, not a curated record.
UGCUGCCGCCGCCGUCCGUUCGCCGCGCCUGCCGCCGCUGCCCGGUGAGCGCCCGGGCGGCGGGGGGCUGGGCGGAGUUGGAUCGCACCUCCUCGGCUGAGCUUUUUCCCUCCUUCCCAAUCGAAUCUGGGCGCCAAGCCCCCCGAGUGCUCGUCACGCUGGACCCUGGCGCGGAGCCCUGGCGUCACGACCCGGAGACUGACACUCUUUCCUGGAGUCACCCAGGGGAGAUGGAGCCAUCUCAGUGUGUGGAGGAGCUGGAGGAUGAUGUAUUCCAACCAGAGGAGGGGGAGCCUGGGACCCAGCCCGGGGGCUUGCUCUCUGCUGACCUGUUUGCCCAGAGCCAGCUGGACUGCCCCCUCAGCCGGCUUCAGCUCUUCCCUCUCACCCACUGCUGUGGCCCUGGGCUUCGACACACCAGCCAGGAGGACAAGGCAACUCAGACUCUCAGCCCAGCCUCCCCAAGCCAGGGUGUCAUGCUGCCUUGUGGGGUGACCGAGGAACCCCAGCGACUCUUUUAUGGCAAUGCUGGCUACCGGCUCCCUCUCCCUGCCAGUUUCCCUGCAGGCUUGCCACUUGGGGAGCAGCCCCCUGAAGGGCAGUGGCAACAUCGAGCAGAGGUACAGAUUGCCCGAAAGCUUCAGUGCAUUGCAGACCACUUCCACCGGCUUCAUAUGCAGCGGCACCAGCAGAACCGAAAUCCUGCGUGGAGGCAGAUUCUCCAAUUCCUGCACCACCUUGCUGUGAACGGGGAGGAGAACAGGAAUGGGGCAGGUCCUAGGUGAGACUGGGCUGCCCUCUUCACGUGGAGCACCAGGAGCACGGUCUGGAAUAGGAAGGACACCGGGGAGGACUGGCACUGUGUCUUGUGAAGUUGUUUUUUGUUGUUUUGUGUUUUUAUUUUUAAGAUUUCUUUCCAUGUGUACAUAAGACAUACCCAAACGGGACCUGCCUUUCCUCGUUCAAGGCCUCCACCAGGAACUAGGAACGGGGGCCUUGGUCAAACACUGUUGAUGUGUCUGUGAUUGUGGGACCUCCCACAGGCUCUGACAAGUAGAUUCUUCAGUCAGCAGUUGUUGAAAACGACCAGUUAGUGCUGUCCUCUGGGGAGUGGACUGUAGCUUUUCCCCAGGAACUCGGUUAAGAAAAAGGAGACUCAACUGGACUCCCAAUUCCACCAGACCUAUCAGUCUUCCACCGUGAAUGGGGCUGUGAUCUCGAUGGUAACACUGCUUGACCCUACCAGGGCUUCAGCCAGGGACUUUCCAGCUGAGUAUGGCAACUUCACUAGGCCGGUCAGCCGCCUCCAUGUCUGGGUUCUGAUUUGGCCCAGCCAGUGCCCACCUCAAGGGCUCAGGGAUUCUUGCCCAGCCGCUGUCAUAUCCAGCAGACCUCAGGGAGGGUUGGGUUUCUUCAAGGACCCCUCAAAUGUGCCGUCAAGUGAACCAAACUUCUGGGUAGGCCUCAAAUCUGACCUGGUCUCACUUGGAGGGCCCAGGAUUGGUCCUGACGUGCAGAGCCACCGCAACGUCUGGCUGCCUAGGACCGACUGGCUGGGUGUCAAUCAUGGAUGCUCUGAAUAGCCAAUCAUCGUGCUGUGGCAGCAGCUUGUGCCUUUGUCAGCUCCUCCUUCAAAACACCCAGCCACCCACUGCACUGCACCCCCUGUAGGGCAUAAAGGGACAGGUUUGCAGCCUGGGAAAUGUGGCGGCUGUCCCACCCAUAAUUAACAGUCAGCCCUAGAGGAACCCAGACCCCUUGGUUUCCUUGGAAACCACGUACCUCCUCCUCCUUUCCCCAUUCCUUUUUCACACCUGGUGGGAUACAGGAAGAAGCCAGGACAGUGGCUUUGUCAGCUGAAAUGUGUCUUUUAGAGUCACAGACAAUGAUCAGAGUGGAACCGUCAAAGCUGGGGACACAUUUCCUGUCUUCCUUCAGCUUCGGGCUGGGCCAGAAGGCACACUCUGGAACUCAGCAGGAGCACCGCUGCCUCUGAACUUCUUCCUUUCUCUCCCUGCUGUGGCACUAAUGGAGAGAAUUUAAAGCAGCCCCGUCUGGUCUGGCAGGUCUGAUAGCAGACCUGUCUGAAAAGACACAGGGAAUCUGCUAACCAGAUAUCUAGGAAUUAAAUUAUAACUUUUGCAUUUCUAAGAAAAGAAAACAUUGGUGCUAGAGGUGAAGCAAGACCCAAAGAAAAGGUGGCUUCCUUGGGCAGAGAAGACCCCAGGGGCUACCUAAGGAAAUUGGAGGAGGAAUCCAAAAUGGACUCUCAUAUCUGAACAAGUCCAUGCUCCUCUGAUUCUGCAGAGAGGAGGUCUUCAGUGCUGUUGAAGGGGGCAUUGAUCUGGAUGUACAGUCGGGCAGGCUGUUCACUGCACAAGGGCACAUACAGAGGGAGCUAGUGGAGGCUGAAAUCCAGCCUGUGCUCUGCUAAGUUAUAUGCCUUGAUGUGGGCUGUUUCUGCCCAGAAAAAGGGGUGCCUUUUCCUGUUUUGCACAAAGGUGCCAUAUGGACUCACAGUGGCUCUGAGGAGAACAUCAAACUGUGUAUAAGCCUUGUUUUGUUCUGCUUGGAUGUUCUGGAGGUAUUACCUCUUUUUGGCCAGAAUUAUAUUCUCAGGGUGUGUACCAUGGUUUGUCUGCUAUGAAGGUGAGUUUCUGCUUACAAGGAGAAGGAGCCCAGGGGACAGGCAAGAAGGCUGGCUCUGGGACACGCUGACCGUUGUGAAAUCCAGCCUUCCCUGCAUGUCUCUGUACCAUUUUAUGAUAUAUAUGUAAGAAAUGUGUUUUCUCCUCUCCUGGAGCAAGGCUGUGAUGAGCAGGUUGCUGAUGUGUGCUCGGGCUGCACACACAAGGAAAUCAGGAUUACUUAUACCGGCCGCUUUGAACCCCUCUUUGGAGACUUUCCACCUGAGCUUUCCACACGUGCAUAAGUGUGUGAGCUCAGAUGGUCUAGGCCUUGGUACUGAGGCACAGCCAUCAGCUUCAGAGACCUGGGCAGGCCCAGCCUGGAUGCCCUGUGGCUUGCACGGAGAACUGAACCCCGAGUUUGACAAGCCCACUGAACACUGAGUCUGGAGCCAGGUGGAAGGUGGUCUGACUGCAUUGUCCAUCCAGUGCAAGGCCAGGAACUAACUCACUGUUCUUAGUCAAGCCAGGGCAAAAUUUAAAGUGUCCACUACUCUUACUCUCCCUCCCCUGCCAAAAAAAAAAUCCCAGGAGGUAGCUGGCAGAAUAGCCCCAGGAGGCAGCAAGGUUCCUCCUGGCUGGCUGUUUUAAUUGGCCUAGUCAUCUACACUGGUCCCUUCCCCCUCCCUGGUGAGCUGGCCAGAACUUUCAGCCUCAGGAGACAGCCCCUCUGCCUGGGCCCCUGCCCCCACCCCCGGGGGCCUGGCUGUCUCCUGUUAGGGGGUGGGGAAUAAGGUUUAGAAGAGGGGAGAGUCUGACCUGGGUCCUGACCUGUGACCAGCUAAAGAUUUGUGGGGCUUUUGUGACUUGCUGGGGUGGGAAGGGGGACUGAAAACCUCCCUCCUCCGUGGAGAAAUGCCCUGGAGAAAGGGAAGCCUGAUAUUCAUGGUCAGAACAGCCGUUCUAAUUCAGAAACCCAGAGUAGAAGUCUCUAGAAGUCAGUAGACACAGCUGGGGAGAGAGCCCCCCAGGCCAGACAUCUUACUCCCCCAGGGAGGCUGGAGGAGGACUUAGCCUGGCCUCUGCUCUUUCAAAGUCUGGACUGCUGGAGAGCUGCUCCCCAGCCCCGCAGUGGCCUUCCCUUGCUCAAUCUGAGGUAGAAAAAGAUCACCUCUCUGUGACCUCCAGCCCCCAAGGAGUGGGUCUGUGUCCAGAGCUUAUGAGGCCUGUUCAGAGGGGCCAGGCUGACCUGUCUCGGCCAGAGAAACCCACCCCCACCCCCAGUCCCAGCUCCAGCCUUGGCAUGGGGGUGUGUUUGGGACUCCAAGAGGGUCGUCAUCACCUCAAAGCCUCCUGGGAAGGGGCCAGGGGAGCCACUGUGACUGUCCUGGUUAACCAGAGAGCUUGUCUCUUUUCAGGGGACUUGAGGGGGCAGAGAGCAGCAGAAGCAUGAAGACUUCUGUUGGUACCCGUGGGUCUGCAGAUCUGUGGGGCUUCCUGCCAAUCAGUGCUACAGUGGGGCUGGAGGAAGCUGUGGGGUCCCUCUGUGUAGGUGGGGACCCUUGGGAAGAGGCCACUCUGGCUGGACUCUUUCAGGAAGGGGUUAACCUGUCAGCCUGUGAAGCCUCCAGGAGACACUGUGGGCAUUGGGUGGACUUAGAGCUGGUGGGGACUUGAGGCUUGAAGAAAAAGCAAAAAAAAAGGCGAGCUCAUCUGUACAUAUGCCAGCAUCCAGUGUGAAGGGUGUGGUGCUUACCAGGCAGCUGCCAGCUCCUGGGCCACAUCGCCCCUCUGUGCAGGUGGCCACCUCUCCCUGCCCGGUGAGCACUGCCCAGCAGCCUGUCCUGUCCCGGGACCCACAGGUGCUGUCCAGGAGGAGACCCACUGAGAAUGUAGCAUUUUGUUCAUCCCUGGGUUAAUUGCCCUGGGGUCUCUGGACACUGCCUCUGGGAGACGGCACAGGGAAAGAGAGGGAGGGUAAUGGGAACCUUUUUUUUUGUUGUUACCUGUACAGAGUAUUUGGCUUUAUGUUCUUCACAUGCAUACGUGUGUGUAUCUUUUCCCGUGUCGGUUGGUACAGUUUUUAAUAAAACCAUUUAAAGCAAA